Molecule: messenger RNA, 5204 nt
Organism: Cydia fagiglandana
Lineage: Eukaryota; Metazoa; Arthropoda; Insecta; Lepidoptera; Tortricidae
Exons: 10
Coding region: 188-1990 (600 amino acids)
Source: RefSeq, a predicted model, not a curated record
ACAGUUCUUUAGUCGGCCAAACGCCUGCGCGCGCAUCAGACGCUGACGUUCGAGUUCGCGCCAAUUUUUCUUUUUUCAAAAAAGCGCCUUCGAAAAAAAAAAGUGUAGUGAUGUGACAGUUAGUUACCGAUUCAGUGACUUUCUCGUUUUGUUACUGUUCCAGUUGUCGGAUUAAAAAGUUUGCAAGAUGUUCCACUAUGAAUACGAGAAGCGACCGCCAUCUGCGUCCUCGUGCGCCAGCCGCGCCACGACCACCACCGAAUACAGCCGGUCUUGCCCCAGCGAGUACCGGCGAGCGAUACCAAGCGUAGAGCGAGCGAGACGGCCCCUGCCGCCGACACCGAGCGCGUGUAGACUGCCUACGAAAACCGCGGUGCCGUUAAAGGUGUGGGUGAUAGCCAGCGCGUCCUGCUUCGCGGUGUGUGCUGUGUUGGUGCUAGCCACCGUGGUGGUCACCCGGUGGGGCUACGGGCACCAAGUCUACGAGGCUCCGGAACCAAUAUAUUCUCAGCCAAUUCUGCAGCCGAGAAAGCUACCAACAACUACAGAAUCAGACCUGACCAACAUUGACAACGACAGUUCAGAAGAACUAGAAAAUGAUAUCCAAUUCCCCAUCCUAGAGAAGCUAUCCAUAUUCAAAAACAUAGUUGCGAAUAGAGAUAAGACAAAGAACCAUAGUCUCCUGGCGAAACCUCAAAUGCAUCCAGUGCAUGAUAUUAUACAACAUGCUGAACGUAAAAUUGAAAAGAAGGAUCGCGCAAAAAUGCCAGACACAACAGAAGUUGCAGUCACAGAAAAAAACGAUAUACCCGACUUUAAACCUACUCUACCCGAUGUUUUUAUUAACAAACAAGAUAUCAAACUUCCAGAUGGUUAUGUAGCAGUUUUAAAGAAAGACGAAAAUGAUUUCUACGAAGAAUAUUACAAUGACGAGAAUUUAUACGACGAUUAUAUGCAAAGCAAUACAAUGACUAGUUACUUAAUAGAAAAAGUUCAAGAGCUACACGAUUGGAUAGUGUCAGAUCCUGACUUUGAAGUUGCUGGUAAUCAUUCGAAGAAAAUUAAAUCUGGUAAUGAUUUUGGACAACUUUUGAAAGCUCUGAACGAGAGUUUAAUAGAAGGCAAUGUAAGCAUAGUGAUGAAUAAAUUAAAGGACAUAUACUUUGGUGAUAAUUACACUAGCACGAAUCAUAGUAGGAAGAUUAUUUCGAGCAACAGUACGGAUUUGCUGUCGUUUGGGAUUCUGACGCUGGAUGUGAUGCUGCUGCAUAAUAUUCAAUUGAUGGCGUGGGAGAAUCAGGAAGGAGUCCGAAACAAGAUGCUGAAGGACCCUGAUGUGUUUGCGUUCAACGCGCUGUUCCUGGACCCCAGCAAGGUGGAAUCCAAGCAGAAUGAGAUCUACAACACUGCCGCAUUUUCUAAACGCCAGAAUGUUCGUCAAGAGAGUGUGGACGAGUUCGACAUCGGCAAGAACUUGCUGGAGAACGUUCUCGAGGUCGGCAUGAGCACGGCCCGCGCCGCCAUACAUCUCGGCCGAGCUUACAAGAACACCAAAUUGGUCCUCAGCCAGGUGUCGAAUCGUGAAGCCCUGAACACCAACAUUCAGCAGCAACUUUCCAGAGACAUCGAUGGCAACACGCAUGCGCUAAAUCAUCUGAGCAGUCAACAGGCAACGCAAACGAGCGCUCAGGGCACAUACACAGAGCUGGAUUGCGUGUGGCUGUUGUAUUGUAGAAACUUGGCGGCCACAGCCAAGCUGAACGCGCCACUUGCCACCAUGGCCAGGAUAAACGGGAUCGCGCUCCGGAUGCUGACGGGCGAGCUGCCAGCGGACAAGGCUUUGGACACGAUGGUGUACGAAGCCCUCACUGGCUGGACGGAGCUACGUUGUAACGAUAUGUUUCCAAGGUGCAGCAAUGUAAAUCCAGCAACCGUUGUAUUGGACAGCAUCCUGCAGCCAAUGAGAAAAUCGCAAGCCAACAGAGUGUAGUAAUAUAUUAAAUAUAUACCAUAAUGUGUACAAGAUAUAUUUUAUAGCAAACUUCAAAAACUAAGUGUGACGUUUCAGAUAGACUGGUCGCAUAUACUUUUUAAGAGCCCUUCAACGUGCACACUAGCGCCACAGCUAAAUAAUCGUGAUUAUUUAAAUUUAACGAAGGAUAUUGAAAAAAGGGGGCCGCUACGUACUGUAUUGUGUAUUUAAGUACCUUUUGAAUACAUCAAACUAGUUUUUAUGUUGCUGGAUUUGUCAAUCUAUAUGCGUCCAAAGUUAAAACGGCCCUUUUUUGUUUUAAGUUCCUAGAUCGACGAAACCAGCAACAUAAAAACUAGUUUCAUGUAUUCAAAAGGUACGUAAAUACACAAUACAGUACGUAGCGGCCCCCUUUUUUCAAUAUCCUUCAUUAAAUUUAAAUAAUCACGAUUAUUUAGCUGUGGCGCUAGUGUGCACGUUGAAGGGCUCUUAAAUUUAUGUGAAUAGAUGGCAGCACCAAUCUCUCUCGCUAUAAUACCUAUCGUAAUCCUGUAAGUAAGGGAUUGGAUUGGUAUAGGAGGUGCAAGCACGUACUGCUCGCCCUUAUACUAUUUAUCUUUAGGUAUUAAAAGAAAAGUAAACAAAAUCUACCCACAAAUGGCUCCUUAAGCCAGUUGAGGGUAGAUGAAAACAUUACACGAUCAAAUAAGGUAGGUUAAAGUCAGGUCGUUUAGUGACUGAUCCAGGCAGUGGCGGAUUUGCCCUAAGGCACAAUAGGCCCGGGCCUAGGGCGGCAAGAUAUAUAGGGGCGGCAAAUUGUGACAAAAAAUUCGCUGGUGGUAACAAGAAAUAACUCAAAAUGUAGUCAAUAUUAUGGGUGCCUUGAAAGGCUACAGGGCCUGGGGCCUAGGGCGGCAAAGACUGCAAAUCCGCCACUGGAUCCAGGCGGUUUUGUAAUUGGUCGGUUAACCAAUAAAUGUUAUAACUACCCGAAAAUGUACAAAGUGUUUAUUUUUAUUUAAAUGCCUAAAGAUACAGACUUGAAAUGAUCAAUGACGGCUAAGUUUCUAAGAUGGGAUAUACAAUAGGUACACGGUAGGUUCGAAUCCAGCCAUCAGCACCUGGGCGGCGUCGUCACGUUUUCUUUAAUAGGUAGGGUUACUACCCUAGUUUUCAUCAACUUGACACAAUUUUAAUAUCUCGCAAGUAUCAAAUUAAUAAUGAAAUAUGUAUAUUAUUUACCCGUCAAGUGGACGAAAACUAGAGCAUAGACGGAAUCUUGCGCUAUGACUCUAUACGACAUCUUUUUCAGUUUACUAUUUAAAUUUAUGAAUAACAAAGAAGUACAAGCACCUAUUAUCUUUCUUAUCUUAUCUUAUUGUACUGUUAGAUAUAAGAAUCGUGCUCAAAUUAUAUAUAAGAUUUAUAUAGUAGGUACUAUUAUUGGGCUAUUAUUUAAUUAGAAAACAUGGGAAUACCUAGUGUUUAAUUCCGCUAAUAUACUUUAAAAAAAACCAAUGAAAAAAAAAACUUGUUGAUUGUUACAAAAGCAUUUACCUACAAUGUGUAAUAUAUACUUGGUCAAGCAGAUCUUGUCAGUAGAAAAAGGCGGCAAAUUUGAAAAAUGUAGGCGCGAAGGGAUAUCGUCCCAUAGAAAAUUUGAAUUUCGCGCCUUUUUUUACUGACAAGGUUUGCUUGACCAGCUAUAUUUAUAUUUAUAGACUAAAUAUAUUACGCCAAGCGCGCACCGCGAUUUUAAUUUUUGCGACACGAUUUUAGAAUCGCGCUGUAAUUUAUCGCAGAAAAUUCAGUGCGCGCACUGCGAUGAAAAAGUCGACGAUUUGUUCAUUCUCGACAUGGAUGUCGUACCAGUCACUUGUCGUGAAACAAUAUGCAAUCGCUGUAUGACUGAGUAUUUAUACCACAAAGGUGAUCUCCUUCUAUUUCUAUAAUUAAACGGUCAACAUCUAGCGUCUCAUCUUGUAACUCCAUUGGAGAAGCAGGUUCCGAUAUGUUGACGCUUGGAGAGCGAAAUGCCGACUGAGAUCCCGGCUGCGAUUUUAUUAUCGCAGUGCGCGCGGGGCCAUACAGCUUCGUAUGCUGCAAUUCACUUUGCGUUUGCGACAAUCGCGUCGCGCGCUGUCGCGGAAAAAUGUAACAAAUCACAAUUUUAAAAUCGCUGCGAUUUUUUUGUCGCAUAUGCGCGCACCGCCAUAUAAACCCAUACGUUACAUUUCUGCGACUAAAUUAUCGCGCGACAAAAAAUCGUGGUGCGCGCUUGGCUUUAUAUCUAAUUUUAAGAGACGACUGUUGUAAAGAGGCUUAUUUUUUAAUAGUUUAAGCAAAAUUUUUCUGACCGCAGACUUUUAUCUUACAAGUCCCAGUGAUUUAAACAUGUAGGUACUUAAACUAAUUACUAAUUAGGCUUAUUUUUAGUAUUUUUACUUACGUAAGUUAAGCAACAAUAAAAAAAACCGGCCAAGUGCAAGUCGGACUCGCGUUUCUAGGGUUCCAUACAUAAGUCCGACUCACGCUUGACUGCACAUUUCUAAUAGGUUUUCCUGUCAUCUACAGGUAAAGAACUAUUUUGUGUAUUUUAUUCAAAAUUUUAGACCCAGUAGUUUCGUAGAUAAAGGGGGGGAAUGGUCGUUUUUUAGCUAUUUUCUUAAAUAACUUCGAACCUAUGUAUUUUAAAAUUAUAAAAAAACAUGUCCAUCUUUGGGUCACUUAUUUACAUAUGUGUACCAAAUUUCAACUUAAUUGGUUCAGUAGUUUCCGAGAAAAUAGGCUGUUACAGACGGACAGACAGACAGACGCACGAGUAUGAUCCUAUAAGGGUUCCGUUUUUUCCUUUUUAGGUACGGAACCCUAAAAAUCAGCUUCAUGCGGUCAAGCCUUCAACCCGUAAGUAACGGCGGCAGGGAUAUUUUUUUAAUCGUUAUAUAUUAAUAUUUUUACUUCGGUAUUCAUUACAUAUUCCCAUUUUCUAUUUGUUAUGAUAUAAGUAUGUGGUCGGAUUUUCUAUAUUUGUUAAAAUUAUAAUUGUUGCUUUUUAUGCCGUGUGAUGUAUUCUAGUUAGAAAUAAAACAAAUAAGUUAAAAAUAUAUUGUUUCAUUUAAUUUAAAUAUAUCUAAUAAGUAGAUGAUAUAUCUUCUUACUUGAACGGUGAAAGGCCUGUCCAGGCGGGGACAAUAUUUAGCCAAUCUGAUUAAAUCGGCCGAUCAAAUUAGGU